AGAUAACCUGAAAACAGAGUAAAGUUAUAGAAAGGCCUUUCAUAAGACAUAUUAAAGAUAUUUUAAGUGUAUUUCCUAUGACGUACAUUUCUAGGUCUCCAAUAAGCAUUGAGUAUGCAAUGUUGCAUUAAAUGAUUGUUAUUUAAAAAAAGUUUAUUAGAAAAAAUAUGAUUGUGUAAGAUAUCGUACACCUUUUUAACUCCAACAUGGUUUUAAUCAUAAAGUCAGUAGUACGCUCGUAUCGGUCUACUAUCCAUAUCAUUAGAUCGUACUGCGACAAUAAAUCAAUUUAUCAAAAAAAUGAAGAGGGUCCACAACCCCGAAUAAUUCACGGCCAAGUCUAUCCUGAUUGGAGGAAACCAUGGAUUGAGAGGCAAGGAGAAUGGAGAAGCAAAUUAUCAGUUUUUGUAGAAAAAAAUCCUAGUCCAGACGUUUUAUACGCUAUGUCACAAAUACCAAAUUUAAAUUUGAAAAUAAUCAGAGAAUGGUGGGCUCACAUGAGAAACAUUCAAGAAGUGGAAAAUCAGAAGUAUCUCCAUGAAAGAGUUGCUGCUUUGGGUUUCAAUUUGGCUGCAUUACAUUUCUUCACAUACAGACAUGCUGCUGUCAGAUUAAAAGAUUCAAGCGACUGGUUGAAAGGUGAUAUACUAUCUCUGAAACUACCAGAUCAUUAUACUGAGGGUUAUUAUGUUGAAGCUAUUGACUGCUCAAAUUUCCAUCGCGGUGGCAUUCGCUAUGAAGGCCUAGAAAAUCUAAAAGGUCUCAAUUUAUUGAAAUGGUUAUCUUUAAGAAAUAACAAACACGUUGAUGUUUGGUGCUUAGAUAGAGUAGCGGGAUUGUCAGGCCAAUCCUUGGAAUAUCUUGACAUUAGAGGUUGUAAAUUUUGCAUUGGAUGUAUUAAUGCAUUAGCAAGAAUGGAGGUUUUGAAAUACUUACUUGUCUCUGAUCCUGGUGAUGACAUGGCUCUUCAAGCAGGACUGUCAGUGUUAGAAGAAAACAAUCCAAAUUUGUUCAUAAAAGCUGACUGACUUUUUAGUGUGUAUUUUAGUUAAUAUAUGUUGUAAAUAAAGAAUGGUACAUUGUUUGUAAAUAAACUGGUAUUGUUUGCAAAAAAUAACGAAAUAUCUUUAAUAUAUAAAUAUUCCUUGGAUAAUACAUUACAAUGUGCUCGAGAGGACAGAAAUAUUAAUAAAAAACACCAUUGUUUUUAAGGAUUUUUUUAUGUUUUAACAUAAGUUCGUACAAUGAUCCAAUAUGCUCCAACAAACUGUCCACAAUGCUGAUAAAUUGAAAACGUGCGUACGUUCGUGUUCCGCUUCGAUGUAAUACAAGUGACAGUGAGAAUAACAGUGCCAUUUGUUGGUCCUUCAUAUAAUUUUCGUUCAAAAACAUUCACAUCAUAAAUUUUCACUAUUUUCCAAUCUAAUAUACAUUAAAUCGAUAAUUAUUAAACCUAAAUAAAACAUCUAAACAAGAUAUUUACAUUUACGCCAUUCCGACUAAACAACUAAGACUAAUGCCUUGUGUAGAAAUAAAUAACGAAUAUGAAAUGCUUCAUUUAAAAUAUCCCUUUUCAAAUAACUACUAACAUUUCUUAAAAUAUACUUUAAAUUGUUACAUGCUUCAAAAUUAAUUCAG
Molecule: messenger RNA, 1638 nt
Organism: Bombyx mandarina (wild silkworm)
Lineage: Eukaryota; Metazoa; Arthropoda; Insecta; Lepidoptera; Bombycidae
Product: distal membrane arm assembly component 2
Source: RefSeq, a predicted model, not a curated record